AUGUCACUGGCGAAGUGGAAAUUGGACCUAACAAGUGCAGGAACACGGACAGUGAGUCGUGCCUUGGAUUCAUCCUUAAAUCCGCCUGGUUAUUCACAAACCGGAACUACUGUUCAACAGAUAGAACAGACUGGAGACAAUGAGCAAACACAUCAUUUGAUGAAGAAACGUGCCUGGGAUAUGGCAUUGCAACCUAUCAAGAGUUUACCGAUGAAUCUUUUCAUGAUGUAUAUGUCCGGCAAUACAAUCAGUAUAUUUCCUAUUAUGAUGAUCGCGAUGAUGGCUUGGCGUCCUGUUAAAGCAUUGAUGAGUGUUAACCCAGCAUUUAAACCUUUACAGGAUGAACAUAUGGGAUCACUUUUACUACAUAAAUUGAUUUUCGUGCUUGGAAAUAUGAUAGCGAUAGCAAUGGCUCUGUACAAGUUACAUAGUAUGGGAUUGUUGCCCAAUCAUGCAUCAGAUUGGCUCGAUUUCCAGCUGCCACCUCAACGAAUGCAGUAUUCUCUUGUUUCUGAUUCAUAUGUCUCAUGA
This is a messenger RNA of Acanthocheilonema viteae, 531 nucleotides long. NCBI's taxonomy places the organism in Eukaryota, Metazoa, Nematoda, Chromadorea, Rhabditida, Onchocercidae. The record is from the annotation of a GenBank genome assembly.